CACUCAUAUGGAGCUGUUUCUACAGCGAGGAAGCUUGGCUGAACGCCAGAAACAAAAAACCAAAAUACAGUAGCAAGUAGCUUGAGCUGUAAUUAGAAUCAAAUCAGUUGUGUUAAACACUCUGAAUGCGUAAAGCGCAAAAUCUGAACGAAGGUCACUAAUAUUAAAAAAGAACCGCGUUUAUCGAUUGGUUCAUAUUCCAUUAUGGGUGUUACAUGUGUAAUUGAGUUUGAUAAUAAUCCACAUGGCACGUACUUUGCGGGACAAGUGAUGACGGGAAAAGUGACUUUAAGAUUGGAUAAAGUGAAGAUCGUUAAAGCUGUUACUUUGAAUAUCAGUGGAUUUGCUGAAACCCACUGGACAGAAAGCAGGCGACAGAAUGAUAAAACCUCAAGUGACACGUUCCGGGGGCGCGAGGACUAUGUAGCGACGCAAACAUAUCUAUUGGGUUCCAAUGAAAGCGCUCAAGUAAACUUGGAGGCGGGUAUACAUGUUUACAGCUUUACGUGUCAGUUACCCGUCGUCUGCCCAUCCUCCAUUGAGGGUACCUACGGCAGAGUGCGUUACAUGACCAAAGUGGCUCUGGUCAGACCCUGGAAGUUUGACCAAUCUUAUACUCGUUGCUUCACAGUACUUAAGCUUAUGGAUUUGAACUAUGACAGCCCAAUCCUGCGUGUAGGCGCCCACUGCGAGACCCAAAAGAUCUAUUGCUGCUGGCCCUGUCACUCGGAGCCACUAAAAUUGGAGCUGUCCGUGCCCCAAACGGGCUUUGUGCCCGGCCAGACAAUCCCCAUCGGUAUCCUGGCCGCCAAUGAUAGUCACAUACGCGUCGAGCAACUGCAGAUUAGCCUGGUCAUGCUGGUUACCUACUAUGCUCAGCAUCUGUCGCGCACACACUCAAGAAACGAGCGUUUUGUGGUCAGCCGACUCCUAGGCGAAGCCGUACCAAACCAUUGCAAGAAACAGUUCAAUUAUGGAAUGCGGGUACCCGCCACGCCACCCACAUGCUUCAAUCUCUGCCGCAUUGUUCAAAUCGCAUAUCUACUGGAAGUAGUGGCAAAGGUCAAGGGUUGCCACAAGGACGAGCAGCUGGGUAUGCCAUUGACCAUAGGAAGCAUACCUUUAUUGGGGCAUAUGCAGGAGCUGCCACUUGGGCCAAAUCGUCAGCCCCUCAAUGUCCAGGGUUUUGCUAAUCCUGUUAAUAUGCCCACUGCUCCUUCGCCAGAUGCUCCUUGGGAGGUCGAUUGCAAUAUACCUCCGCCCAACUAUGAGGAAGCUGUUCAUAUGCGCUCAACAAACCGCGCAGUCGAUGAAUUCGACGGCACAGCUCCACCAAAUACGCUGAGCUUAGAUGAAAAUGGAUUUACACCUCUGUACGCAGUGUUUGAUGUCCCAAGCCCCACAGCCCCUAUCGAUUACACUGAAGGGCCUUUGAAUAAUAAUAAUAAUAAUAAUAAUAAUAAUGAGCCUGGGAAGUCUGAUAUGAAUAACAGCAAGGGAACCUGGCUGUGAGAAAUUGGCCGGAGCAUAUGCUAAGCAUAAUCUAACAUAGUCCUUUUUUAAAAACUAAAUAUCUGAUUAAAUAAAAUACACUUAUCUUGAGAUGAGUG
Messenger RNA from Drosophila busckii, 1610 nucleotides. RefSeq names its product arrestin domain-containing protein 2. Gene Ontology annotation, biological process: protein transport. NCBI's taxonomy places the organism in Eukaryota, Metazoa, Arthropoda, Insecta, Diptera, Drosophilidae. Gene Ontology annotation, cellular component: cytoplasm. The transcript is spliced from 4 exons. Bases 205 to 1512 code for a protein of 435 amino acids. The record is from RefSeq and is a predicted model, not a curated record.